Molecule: messenger RNA, 6364 nt
Organism: Neoarius graeffei (lesser salmon catfish)
Lineage: Eukaryota; Metazoa; Chordata; Actinopteri; Siluriformes; Ariidae
Gene: stat5a
Product: signal transducer and activator of transcription 5a
Exons: 20
Coding region: 464-2818 (784 amino acids)
Biological process (GO): regulation of transcription by RNA polymerase II; growth hormone receptor signaling pathway via JAK-STAT; regulation of cell population proliferation
Molecular function (GO): DNA-binding transcription factor activity, RNA polymerase II-specific; RNA polymerase II cis-regulatory region sequence-specific DNA binding
Source: RefSeq, a predicted model, not a curated record
CGACUCACUCAGGUCGCCUCUCUCGCGCGCGCUCACGCCUCCUGGCGACCUCGUGAGCCUGUGAGAUCCGCGCGACCAAAACAAAACACAGUGGCGCGCAGUUUAUAGGCGCUUAUAAGCGCUCAGCGGAUACAGCGCAUAAAUAGCAAAGAAGAAAGACAGAUGAGAGAAAACAAGAGCGAGGAAACAACACCGGAAGUGGGCGGUUGAGAGAGUGAGAGAGCGAGAGAGAGAGAGAGUGCGCACAGCCCGCUGGUGGAAGCGGACACACGGGCAGCUCAGGUUGUCUCGCCGCUUUUCCUUUCCUUUCCUUUCCUUUCCUUUCUCUCCCUGUGAAUCUAUCCGGAGAUUUCUGCGGCAGUUUUAUGCAACUUGACAAGACGUUUCCACUCCCUGCCGAGGUUUCACUGUGCUUCUCUUCAGUCGCUCUUUGUGCAUGGUAACACAGGACUGAAGACAAGCGAUGGCGGUGUGGAUUCAGGCCCAGCAGUUACAGGGUGACGCCCUGCACCAGAUGCAGUCUCUCUACGGCCAGCAUUUCCCCAUAGAGGUGCGACACUACCUGUCCCAGUGGAUAGAGGGCCAGCUCUGGGACGCUAUCGACCUGGAGAACCCGCAGGAAGAAUUUAAAGCUAAACGCUUGCUGGACAGUUUAAUUCAAGAACUACAGAAAAAGGCAGAACAUCAAAUGGGAGAGGAUGGCUUUCUGCUCAAGAUUAAACUAGGCCACUACGCUUCACAGUUAAAGAGCACAUAUGACCGAUGUCCACUGGAGCUGGUGAGAUGCAUCAGACACAUUCUGUACACAGAGCAGAGACUCGUCAGGGAAGCUACUAAUUCGAGCUCUCCGUUGAGUGGGAUGAUGGACAGCAUGUCUCAGAAGUACCAGAAGAUAAACCAGGUGUUCGAGGAGCUGAGGGUCCUGACGCAGGACACAGAAAACGACUUGCGCAAGCUUCAACACAACCAGGAGUACUUCAUUAUACAGUAUCAGGAGAGUCUUCGAAUACAGGCUCAGCUCUCGAGUCUGACAACGCUGCCUCCCGCCGACAGACAGCUGCGAGAGCCGAGCCUCCUCAGCAAGAGAGCCACGGUUGAAGCCUGGCUCACCAGAGAAGCCAACACCCUGCAGAGAUACAGACUGGACCUAGCAGAAAAGCACCAGAAAACGCUGGCAUUGUUGCGGAAACAGCAGACAUCGAUACUUGAUGAUGAGCUGAUCCAGUGGAAGAGACGACAACAGCUCGCCGGCAACGGAGGACCACAUGAGGGAGGACUGGAUGUCCUGCAGUCAUGGUGUGAGAAGCUCGCAGAAACCAUUUGGCAAAAUCGGCAGCAGAUCAGGAGGGCGGAGCAUUUAAGGCAGCAGCUGCCAAUCCCCGGCCCCAUCGAAGAACUUCUCAAUGAUCUCAACAGCACCAUCACUGAUAUCAUCUCAGCGCUCGUCACCAGCACCUUCAUCAUAGAGAAGCAGCCGCCUCAGGUGCUGAAGACUCAGACAAAGUUUGCAGCAACGGUGCGUUUGCUAGUGGGAGGAAAACUUAACGUCCACAUGAACCCUCCUCAGGUGAAAGCCACCAUCAUCAGCGAGCAGCAGGCCAAGGCACUGCUCAAAAACGAAAACACCCGGAAUGACAGCAGUGGAGAGAUCUUGAAUAAUAACUGCGUGAUGGAGUAUCACCAGACCACAGGCACCCUGAUUGCACACUUCAGGAACAUGUCUUUGAAGAGGAUCAAGCGUUCAGACCGGCGUGGGGCGGAGUCCGUAACCGAGGAGAAGUUCACCAUCUUGUUCGAGUCACAGUUUAGUGUCGGUGGCAACGAGCUAGUUUUUCAGGUCAAGACCCUGUCUUUACCAGUCGUGGUGAUCGUCCAUGGAAGUCAGGAUAACAACGCGACAGCCACAGUUCUCUGGGACAACGCUUUUGCUGAACCUGGCCGAGUCCCUUUCCUUGUUCCUGACAAAGUGAUGUGGCCACAGCUAUGUGAAGCACUCAAUAUGAAGUACAAAGCAGAGGUGCAGUCGAACCGAGGCCUGUCUGAGGAGAACCUGGUCUUCCUCGCUCAGAAGGCCUUCAGCAGCUCCAGCUCCAACCCUGAGGAUUACCGGAGCAUGACCAUGACCUGGUCCCAGUUUAACAGAGAAAGCCUUCCAGGUCGAAACUUCACAUUCUGGCAGUGGUUUGACGGUGUCAUGGAACUCACGAAAAAACACCUGAAGCCUCACUGGAACGAUGGGGCAAUCUUGGGCUUCGUAAAUAAGCAGCAGGCUCAGGACAUGCUGAUGUCCAAACCUAAUGGAACGUUCCUGUUGCGCUUCAGUGACUCUGAGAUAGGAGGCAUCACCAUCGCAUGGGUGGCAGAGAAUCCCAACAAAGCAGGCGAGAGAAUGGUGUGGAACCUCAUGCCCUACACAACCAAAGACUUCUCUAUUCGCUCUCUGGCUGACCGCAUCAGUGACCUGAACCACCUGCUGUUCCUGUACCCCGACCGACCCAAAGACGAGGUCUUCUCCAAAUACUACACCCCUCCACUGUCGAAAGCAGUGGACGGCUACGUCAAACCACAGAUCAAACAAGUCGUCCCAGAGUUCACGACGCCAAAUCCAGACCCAGCAGCAAAUCCGACCUACAUGGAUCACGCAGCAUCACCAGCUGUCAGUCACCCACAGCCAUAUGGCAUCUACCCUUCGAUGAGCGACAGCAUGCUGGAUGGCGAUGGCGACUUUGAUCUAGACGACACCAUGGAUGUAGCAAGGCACGUGGAGGAGCUGCUCCGCCGGCCGAUAGAAGGCCAGUGGAGCGGCCAGCAGUCAUGACCUCGCGACCUCUGACCUCUCUCCCUUAACAAUGGCUUAUUCCAUUCAUCUCUCCUUCCCUUUCCCUUCCCUUCAUUUCAUCCCUAAUGUGAAGCUCAGCGAUGGAUGUGGUUUCUUCUAAUUUUAUUUGUUUUUUUUGUUUUGUUUUUUUUAAAUACUACUAGCGCUCUCUUAAACUCAAUACUACCAAACAGUAUUGUGAAAAAAAUCUUGUUAUACACGUGUUCCUUUUUUUUUUUUUUUUUAGUUCUUUUAGUUUUGUUUCAUUUGAAGUGAAAUUGUCUGUCAGCAUCAGAAAGCCCAGAAUUGUAGAACUGUACUACUGUAAAAAGAUCUUUUAUUUUCCCGUUAUUAUUUUUAUCUUUUAUUUUAUACUGUGUCCAGAUUUUUAUUUUAGUUUUUAGGUUUGUUUGUUUUUUCCCCUCUCUCCCCAAAAGUUCACGUGUACAACCCGUUGCACUCUGAAUCAAAUGCCUCUUUCUUUUGUUGGGUCGGGAGGGGGGAGAAAAAUGAGAUCACUGUUACCGUGGCGACGAGAGAUCACUGUUGUAAUGUAUAUUUGAUACACUAAAAGCGGAAUUCAGUUGUGGUACAGCCUUUUAUAGUCAGCGUGUGUAAAAACGUUCCUGAGCAGACUGGACAUGCAUUUUAAUGAGUGAAUAUAUUAAAUACACUCAUCAUCAUCAUCAUCAUCAUCAUCCACAGACGAGCAAGAAAUAUCGAAGAAGUCAGGGUAUUUGAUGACCCGAGAAAUUCUCUCUCUCUCUCUCUCUCUCUCUCUUACUUACACACACACACACACACACACACACACACAGUGACGUGUCUCUCCCUCUCGCUCUGUUUCUCCAGCUGAAUAAGCGUGUGGUGAUGUAUUUGUGCGCCGGACAAAUGCCGUUCUAACGCAUGCUGUACACCCUCUAUACCCAGAGCCGCAGGUGAACCACUGCACUUGUUGUCAUAGUGAUGAAUGCUGCUCCAAUCCUGUAUCCAAUUACCAACCUUUAUCUAUAAGACGUGAACCCGCCCACCCUUAUUCUCCCACUUUUUCCACAUGUAUGUUCACUUUUUGGACAUGCGCGCGCGCGCACACACACACACACACACACACACACUCUUAUACACUCAGGACAAAGAAGUGUAGUGGUUGUAUUGUUUAUGCUAAAGGAAGUAACAAAUAUAAGUAACAUAUAUAUAUAUAUAUCAGGGCUUUGAACCAGAAUUUUUUUCCUAUUGGUUCGUUCCGAACAGAAACGGAAUUUUAACGUUUCCGGUUUUGGGUUCCACCAGUAAAUAGACGUUCCCGAACCGGUUAGAACAAAAAAAUUUUGGUCCCGGAACGGUUAAUUACGUUCCCUGUCAGCUGUUUAACAAAUGGCUAUAAAAUUAUGUCUCUGUCUCAUCCAGUUUAAGCCAAAUGUAGGCUAAUUCUAUUACAACCUUCAUUAAAUAAGACAAGAAAUAAUUCAAAACAAUUAUUAUUUCAAAUGUUGGCGAUUUGGAUUCUCAGUAUGUCUUCCCAUCUACACAAACAGAAAAAGUGCCAAAAAUGAAAGAGAAUUGGUUUAGUGUGUUACCAAAGGCUAGUCAGGCCCUAUGCAUUGAUAGGCUAACAGAGGUUAACGUCAUUUAAUGUUCAUGAGCCUCUCAUUAACGUGGACAAAUAUAUUGAUAUCGUGUUUGAAAUUGACGUUUUUGAAUAACGAUAGACUGCAAUAUUUACCUCUUAUUUAAGAUGUGGAGACGUGAUAGUAGUCCACCCUCCUGCUCUCUCCAUUCAGUCAGCGAACGUCACACAGGAAGUGAACCCCAGCGGGUCAUAGAAACUUGCGCAGGAGAAGAAUGACUUUUUUAUUUGUAGGCUACGGAAACUUUGAGGAACGAAAUAAAAACCGGUAUUAACCGGUUACCAUUAUUUUUAAUAAGCGUUUCUGUUCCGGGACAUAAAAAAUAAUAAAGUUUCUGGUUUCGUUUCUGUUCCAUGUGAAAUAGAAAAAGUUCCCGGUUUUCGUUUUUGUUCCUUGAACCGGUUCAAAGCCCUGAUAUAUAUAUAUAUAAAAACCAGUUAAAAGUUUGUACACCGCACUCAUUAUAUUUUUUUCUGUAGUUUGACCGUUUUCGACAUUGUAGAACAAUACUGAAGACAUCAGUACGAUGAAAUAACAUCUGGAACAUAUAUGGAAUGAUGUGGUAAACAAAAAAAGUGUUCAAAAAGACAAAAUGUUUCAUAUUUUAGAUUCUUCAAAGUAGCCAGCAUUUACCUUGAUGACUCUUUGCACACUCUUGGCGUUAUCUUAACCAGCUUCAUGAGGUCGUCACCUGGAAUGCUUUUCAGUUAACAGCUGUGCCUCAUCAAAAGUUAAUUAGUGGACGAGUUUCUUGCCUUCUUAAUGCGUUCAAAACAGUAAAUAAUAAAACUACAGUAAAUAGCCCUAUUCAUACUACAACUGUAGUAAUCCAUAUCAUGUCAAGAACCGAACAACGAAGUAAAGAGAAACGACAUCCAUCAUUACUUCAAGGCAUGAAGUGUCUUUUAAUUAACAAAUUUAAAGAACAAAUGUUGAAUUAGAAGGUGUGUCCAAACUUUUGACUGGUAUGCAUGUGUGAAUUUAUUUUUCUUGAACAUAAUUCUGUUUUAUUACUCUGGAAGCUCUCUCUAUGCUCUAUGCGCUGUGUUCUGUGAAUGCAACCUGAACACUUGGUAGUAGAAGCCUCUUGGCGGUGACUGAAAUCAGCCAUUAAAGGAGCACUUUGUGAUUUUUCGAGCCCUCUGCUCUUUACAAGGAGAAAUGCAGCUGCAGUGACACCAUUAACACACGUCUUUUCUGCGAAAAAGAAAAGAAAAAUUACAAACACACACUCUGAAACUAUGCACGCAUCUCUGUUUCAUCUGAGAUCAUUUCCGGGCCAGAAAAUGUAAACAACAUGAAAUUGAAAAGAAAGAGAGAGCGAGAGGACUUGGCUGCAUGCUGAUUUAUCUUCGCUUCAAACGGUUCGCUUUUGAAAGGUCUAGAAACAUUUUACAAAUUACAAACUGCACCUUUAAAUGAAGAAAAGAGCGAGGUCAGCGUCAGAGUGACUUUUCUACCAACACUGCGAUGUCGCUUUUACUCCUCAGCCAAGCUGUUGGAUGACUAAAAUAAAAAAAAGCCAUACAGCGAAUGUGCACUUAGCCACUGUGCUUCAUGUGUUUUCUGCAAAUGUUCCUGAUUAACACCGUUUGAUUCAUCUCAAUGUACCUAUCGAACUUCAUCCUACUUAUGUUGGAAGUUGUGUGAUUUUUUUUUCCCUCCUUAAUCCUCUUUUUUUAAUGAUUCUUUUUGUGAGACUGGUCAGUCUCGUCACUCGGGCGUCAGUCUGUCACACUCUCGGUGGCAAUGGACAUGUGUGUGGGUGUGUGUUUGUGUGUUGUGCGUGAGGUGGUGUGUUUGUGUUUAACCCACGUCUUGUGAGUGUUCCCAUGUUUUUUUUUUUCGGUUGUAGUGCUUGAAUAUGUGUUUUAAAAGAACAAUUGAAAAUAAAGUUUUAUAAAUAAUUUAAACUGUA